AUGAAGCAGACGUUAGGGGAAGGACUAAACUUCCUCUCAAAGAAUGUAGUGAAUAUCGUAAUUUUAGUGAUGUCCAUAAGUUGUGUCCUUCUAUUUGUAAAGAAAAAUAAAGAUGGGAAAAAAAAAGCAGAAAAUCUUUUUGAACUUUAUAUGAAGGCAAAUGAAAAUGAAGAGUUGAAGGGAGGACAGGAGGAUGGGUAUGGUGGAGGAGGAUCUAUGCAGAAAGCCUUCCUGGAUGAGAAGAGUAAAAUGUUGAAGCUGAAUAAAAUUGUAAAGCUCACUAACACGGUGAGGAUAUUCAUUUUUUCGUACCCAUGGGAGUAUACCGAUUUCGGGUUAGGUAUAUGUAAGCAUAUAAAAUUUAACGGCCCUAAUCAACAAGGGAAAAUAAAAGGCAAAUGGAAUGAUAGGGAGGACAGAGAAAAGGAUGCGAAAGAGAUUUUCAGAAGUUACACUCCUAUUUAUGUAGAUAAAAAAAAGAAAGAGGUUCAUUUUGUCAUUCGAAUAUAUAGCCCAGAUAAGCAGUUUGUGGAUGGUGGCAAAAUGAGUAUCCAUUUGGACAAAAUGCGAAAUAAUGAAAUGGUUAAAAUUGCGGGUCCCUUUGGGGUUUUAGAUUAUAAGGGGAGUAACCAAUUUAGUUACCUGUCCAAGGCUGUGCAGAUUAAGAGGCACAUCGUUAUGAUAGCUGGGGGAACCGGCAUGACUCCCUUUUUUCGGCUGAUAAAGCACAUGCUCCUGUUUGACGUUAGGAAGGGCGAGGGGGAGCAGCCGUUCGUCACGCUCAUAUACGCCAACAGGAACGAGGAGGAGAUUCUACUCAAGGAGGUUUUCGACGAGUACGAGCGGACCUUCGAACGGUUCAAAGCAGUGUACAGCAUAGACCAGUGCCUGGACCCCACCAAGAAGGACACGUUCGAAAAUGUAGGAUACCUAACGGAGGAUCUUUUGCGCAAGUACAUUCUCAAGUAUCAGAAGCUAGACGUCCAGGUUGACAACAGCGACACGCUCAUUUUGAUGUGUGGCCCUCCCCCUAUGACGGCUUUCCUUAAGAAGAUUCUGAAGGAGGACAUUAAAAUGGAAAAUGUCAUAACGCUUUAG
Molecule: messenger RNA, 1098 nt
Organism: Plasmodium cynomolgi strain B
Lineage: Eukaryota; Apicomplexa; Aconoidasida; Haemosporida; Plasmodiidae
Product: oxidoreductase NAD-binding domain containing protein
Exons: 2
Coding region: 1-1098 (365 amino acids)
Molecular function (GO): oxidoreductase activity
Source: RefSeq, a predicted model, not a curated record